Molecule: messenger RNA, 2864 nt
Organism: Exophiala oligosperma
Lineage: Eukaryota; Fungi; Ascomycota; Eurotiomycetes; Chaetothyriales; Herpotrichiellaceae
Exons: 1
Coding region: 75-2549 (824 amino acids)
Source: RefSeq, a predicted model, not a curated record
GUUCUGUUUGCUAAACUCUGCUUUUUGACAUUUGCGCAUUGAUGUCUUUUGCAUAAACACCUACAAAAGUACUAAUGAACCUACCCCAAAACGCUCAACUUCAUACAGUCAAAAGCACAACUCCUCAAUACACACGAUCACAUUCUCUCAAGUCCUCUGCUGCCUCGAACGAAUACUUCUCUGAUUAUGCGUCCGACGCAACUAGCCAACAAUCGGUUAAUUCCAAGACAAGCUAUGAGACGCCGCCAUCGAGAAUCUCGACCCCGAUUCUACAACAGAACCAGAACAACCUGGAUUCAGAGAUGACUCUGCCUUCUAGACCCGGUGCCAUUCAGCCUGCACCCUUGAACAUCCGACGCGAGACACAUGAUGAACCAUCCACCAUACGAAUGCUCUCGAGCUUCGACGAAAUGAGCCCCCCAACUCCUGGGGUCGAUGACACACCCUAUAUAAGAUUUGCAAUAGAACAACUGACAAGAGAUGAGGAUGUCAUGGGACGUGGAAGGAACAGUACCGCCUCGGCUUAUCAUCAACCUAGAUCACCUAUCUUGUUCCGAGCAGAGUCCGGGUCCGACAGUCCUCCAGACUCUACACCAUCUCCUCCACCGCCGUCUCCUCCACACCAAGAACCAUUUUCAGAGCCAGGAUUUCAAGUUCGGCGAAAGCCAGUAGCGCAGGAAGUGCUCCUUCCCGUGGAUCUAUCCAAAGACCUCAGAUCCGAGCUCGGUUUUGUCCCGCUUCCUUUACGCCUUCCGAUCCUGGCGCUUUAUUUGUGCCUAUGUCUGCUGAUAAUUGCUGGGCUGAUAUUCAGCCUGGUGUUUGUUUCGAGCAAUCAUGCCCUCUUUGACUACGACGGAAACGCCAGCCCGCGAUACUUUGUUUUCCAGUACCUUCCUCAACUCGUCGGAAUCAUGAUGACACUGUGGCUCUUCGUCAUUGAGGCCGCAGCGUAUAGAAGUUUGCCCUUUUUCUGUAUGGCGCCCGAUGCACGCAGCCCAUGGGUGCUGCAGGAAAUGCGCAUACUCCCGGCCAAUUAUAUAUUCCCCGAUCUCAUCUUCUUCCGCACAGGGGAGAAAAUGCUUGGGGUAACAUUCUUCGUCUUCUGGCUGAGCAAUUUCACAGUACCUCUUCUCAGCUGUGCUUACCAAACGCAAUGGAUUACGAACGAUGGUCCAGCUCGGUUUCGCUGGACGGCCGUGAGAGGCGUGGGCUGGACGUUGGUUGCGUUGUAUGGCCUGCUCUGUGCAGCCAUUCUGUGUUGCAUGGUGCGCUUUCGCCGACGAAACUCCAGUCUGCUUUGGGAUCCUACCUCAAUUGCGGAUCUUAUUUGUCUUUUCCGUCGCUCGAAUAUCGUUUCCGAUUUUGAGCAGACUGAGGUCUCUCCGCAACCAAGCAAUCAAUUGCCACCUCGAACGUGUCGCCUAGGUUUCUGGACGACCUCGGAAAGGCCCGAUGUUUUCCAUGCAGUUGGCGAAGAAUAUGCUCCAAUCAAGCGGCUUUCGCUGCAACAGUUAAGGCAGACGGAGAAGAACUCAAAUAGCCUCCGCUACCAAGACGAUGCGGUCGAUGUCGAGGCUCAACAUCGACUUUCUUAUGGUUCAGCCUUCUCGCGGAGCAUUCACUCUCCAUUUGUUCGUUAUCGCUGGACAGCAUGGUUCUUACGAGACACUGCUGUCUUAGCAUGGAUUAUUGCCUCACUCAUACUUGUGAUCGCAUUUUUGGUUGUCAGCUUUGUCAACCGAGCGGUCCAAAAUGGCUUUGAUCCAAUGCUACCUUCACUGACGGUCUCUGGGGGAUUUUCUCCUGCCGAUUUCCUGUACAGCUUCCUCCCUUCCUUCCUAGGCAUGAUACUCUUUCUGGCGUGGCAACCCAUCGCCAUGUAUUUCCGAGCUGUUCAGCCUUUCUGUAACCUCUCCCGGCCAACAGGAGCGGUCGCCCAACAUUCACUCUUGCUGUCAUAUCCUGCUCAGGAUCCUGUCACGGUCGUUUUCACGGCCUUGGCCAACAGAGACUACAAGGUUGCUUACAUGUGCUUCAUCUCCCUCCUCUCUCUGUCGAUACCGGUCCUGGCAGGCGGGGUGUUCACUGCCCAGUUCUUCUCGGGAGACGACAAGGUCAAAAUGGUUGCAAGCAUGCCUGGAUAUAUCGCAUUGAGUGUGCUUGUUACCAUUUAUGCACUCUCCUACCUGAUCAUCUGGCCUACGAGAAAACGAUAUCUGCCGCAUAACAUAACCACCAUUGCAGCAUUGAUGAGCUGGCUGUAUGCUAGUCCGUUGCUGGCCGAUAGCGCUCUUCAAAAUGUCCGCACCAAGAAGGACCUGCGCGAACGACUGAUGGGAUCGUCAAACUCCCUCGUCUUGACCGGUGACCGUUCAGGCAACAACAUGCAAGACUCAGAGAAACGUUCCCGACGUGCAGCUCGUUCUCAAAACGCACCACAUUUCGCAUUUGGGAUAUUUACGGGUAGAGACGGCAAGGAGCACCUUGGCAUUGACCGAUUACAAAGACCAGGCAGCCGGGAGAUGCUGGUCGUCCCUGCUUCUGGCUAAGUUCAUUUUGAGCGACUCAUGAUCAUGGUCCUUCACGAGGCGUUCUGCGGUAUUUGGCACAAAGAUGUUGCUCAAGGCUCCCUUUCUCACGAUAACGAAUUUUCAACAUACAAACUUUUAAUCCAGGGCACGAGCCUAUGAAAAGUGCUCACCAUUACGGCGAUACGGUAUAGAUAUGACUUAUGGGAAAUAAUGAAAACCAGAAGAAAAGAGAAAAUGGAAAUAUUUGGGGCAAGGUCCGCACCUUGUGUGUCUAAAAUGUAAGAGAGACAAAUGCAAAAGAUACGGUAAUACAGAUACAGAUCAGCCAACUCC